AUGCUCGUCCAGCAGAUGCCAGCCGUCCAUCACUGCAGCCAGGUGGGCAACGGCCCGAUCACGCUCAGCUUCCUGCGCCCACAAAAAGGCGGGACCUUUCUCUUCAAAAUGGCCUUGCAGGCCCCCAGUGGGCCUCUGCUGCACAAGGAGUGGCAGGCGCACGUGACUGGAGAAGGAAUGGCAGAAGCCGUUGCUAAAGGAGAAGGCUUCGACUUUGUUCCGGCAAACGACUGGCACGACUUCCUCUACCAAAACUGGCUGUUCUUGGCAGCUGGUGUCCUUUCCCUCUUCCUUUGCUGGCUACUGUGUGCCUGGCGAGCCUGCCGAAGGAGCAGCCGAGAGCGUGACCUUGAGAUUGCUCUAGAACGCGAGCGGGCACAGAUCCGAGAUCUGAAUGAGCGUCUGCAGCGCGCUACGCUUUACUCUCCCGCCGCUGCCGCCGGAAAGGGCGCCGGCCGUGGCUUCGCACCCGGCCGUGGCUGGGCCGGCCGCGGAGCGGGUGCUGGCGUCGAGCUGCGCGACUUCCGCCGUUAG
Molecule: messenger RNA, 534 nt
Organism: Symbiodinium sp. CCMP2456
Lineage: Eukaryota; Dinophyceae; Suessiales; Symbiodiniaceae
Source: the annotation of a GenBank genome assembly